Molecule: messenger RNA, 1023 nt
Organism: Arctia plantaginis
Lineage: Eukaryota; Metazoa; Arthropoda; Insecta; Lepidoptera; Erebidae
Source: the annotation of a GenBank genome assembly
AUGGCAUUUGUUUUUAAAGUACUCUUCGUGUCAGCGCUAGCGUAUAGUACACACGCUGGAUACCUAUCCGGCCACCAUUCCAGUCAUGACAGUCAUUACAGUCAUCACGACUCAUUUUUGUCAUCAGCUUUACAAUCUCCGUCGGCUUCUUUUGGAUCACCCUCUCAUACUUAUGGAGUACCAGCUUCAUCACAAAUCCAUCACCACAGUUCUGGACCUGGUGUGUCUGUUGAAGAGACAGUAGUUAACGACGAUGGCCCAGUCUUAGCUGGCGCAUCCCUCCCUGGUAGUAGCUAUCCUGGAUUAUAUGACAAUUCAAAUGGAUAUGGUAAUGGCGGAAUUAGCUCUGGACCUGGGUCUUCUUAUGGUGUCCCUUCACAAAGUGGUGUUUCGGGGCCUGGUUUAAUCAACGGACCUGGACUAGGGCUUCCUUCUUCUGAUUAUUCUGCUCCUAGCGCAUCCGGUGGGCCCUACUCAGAGGGUAGCCUUCUCCUUGACUCAACAUUACCUGGAUCUGGCGGACAAGUUGUCGGUAACACUAUUGGAGCACCAAGGGUGAUUGGUACUACUGUUUCCGUUGGAAGACCGCAGGCUUCUGCUACAAGAUACGAAUUGCAAUCUGUUGUUCAGAAUGUCGUGCGUCGUAUUCCAGUUGAGGUGGUUCGCCACAUUCAGGUAGCUGUACCCCAUCCAGUCCCUGUGCCAGUUCGCGAGGAAGUAAAGGUACCUGUUCCUCAACCCUACCCUGUGCAUGUUGAUGUCGUCAAACAUGUUCCAUACCCUGUAUAUAAAACUCAGCAUGUUGAAGUAGAGAGGCCAGUCCCAUAUGAGGUUGUAAAACAGGUCCCGGUUGAAGUCAUCAGAAAGGUUCAUGUACCCGUGGAUAGGCCAUAUGAAGUGAUCAAGAAAAUCCACGUGCCCGUUGAGAAGCAUGUUGAGGUCCCAGUAGCUGUUUGGAAGCCGUAUCCGGUCCAUGUCAUCAAGCACGUCACCCACUACAAGAAAAAGAGUUGUUGCUGGUAA